GUUUGAUCACCUACGUCCCAUACUGUUGUAUUUUAUAAUAAAAAAAAAUGAAGAUUUGUCGCUUACUCGUACUAACUGUCUUCAUUACGUUAAUAUGUAAUUUAAAGGGUCAAAAGCCGACAAGAAAAAUUCAACCAAAAUUCAAUAGGUUUUUUGGAAAUAUUUCACGUGAGUGUUUGAAAGAACAUCGCGUCACUCCAGAAAGAAUAUUGGGCGUUUAUACUUUAAAUAUUAAUGACCGAGAUGCAAAAUGUUAUGUUGCUUGCAUGUUGUUGCGAUUUAAUGUGACCACUAGAAAUGGAAGUUACAAUGAUAAGGCAUUGGAACAAUUGAUGGCGAGACCAAAUUCUAAUAAUGAAAUUCAAACUAGUAUGAAAGCAGCAAUAGCAAUAUGCGAAAAGCAAGUUGACAGAGAUCCUUGCGAAAAAGCGGUUAAGUUCACAAAAUGUAUUUAUGCACACAAAGAUGAAUUUAUAGUUAAAAAGAAAGAAGACAGCUCUACGCCAACUGCUGAUCGUCGACGGCCCUUUUCUGCUCAGGAAAAACGUCCUGUACGCCGCUCAACCAUAUUAUGAGUCACUAAACAUCACUGUCUUAAAUAUUAUAUUGUUCAUACUGACUAAAUUUUAUCACUUUAUAUUUACCUCGAUUGUACGAUUUAAU
Metopolophium dirhodum (rose-grain aphid) is the source of this 663-nucleotide messenger RNA. RefSeq lists its product as uncharacterized. Gene Ontology annotation, molecular function: odorant binding. Bases 48 to 575 code for a protein of 175 amino acids. The record is from RefSeq and is a predicted model, not a curated record. The transcript is spliced from 6 exons. NCBI's taxonomy places the organism in Eukaryota, Metazoa, Arthropoda, Insecta, Hemiptera, Aphididae. Gene Ontology annotation, biological process: sensory perception of smell.